AUGAAUCUUCCGAGCAACAGUUCAUCAUUCUCUUCAUCUCGUCCUGGCUCCUCGCCACGCAACUCAAACAGCCUUUCCUGUCCUGCGUCUUCAUCAUCCUCAUCUUCUGGCGGGACCGGAAUUGGUAGUUGUAAUAGUGAUGGUAUUACACCAGUUACAUUAACACCAACUACGACCUCUUCAACAGUCAUACUUACCAGUGAAAGCAGUCUUGUUUCUAUCAGUGGUAAUGCUUACAAGUCUUCUGGGUUGACCAGCUCCGUCAAAGAGCCUUUGCGUCAUUCUGGGAUUAGCAGCUCGGCCGCGAAGCCAGUCUCUGAUUCUAGCUCCAGCGUAGCCACUCGUAAACGAGGCAGUGGUGGGCCCAAUACCGUCAGCUCAUCCAUAACCACUGGAAUUGGAACUGUGAUGAAUAGUGCUGGUAGCAACACUUCACUAAGCGGGUCUUUUGGAAACUCAGCUAUAACACUUUCGUCAUCUUCUGGAGCUGCUAGCUCCACCUCUGCAUCUGGCUAU
This is a messenger RNA of Protopolystoma xenopodis, 516 nucleotides long. Lineage: Eukaryota; Metazoa; Platyhelminthes; Monogenea; Polystomatidea; Polystomatidae. The record is from the annotation of a GenBank genome assembly.